AUUUGAACAUAUUUUCAUAAAUUCACAAUAAGUAACAAAAAACACUUAUAAAACAGCGAUUAUAAUUAAAGUCAAUUAAAAAAACUUGGUAAAAAUUAUUGACAACCAGUUAUUUGUUUUCAAUUGUUAUCGACGGUCAGAAAAUGUUGGCUAAUUUUGGGAUAAUUUUACUGGUGUUGAGUCCAAUAGUGUGGGGUUUGGACCGCAAACAAGUGGUCGAUUACGCUGUGAAACAAUACACAAAAUUAGACAAAACACUGAAAAUCGGUUCCCAAUACCCGAACGAUGGUUCCCCGGAGUCCAGCACUUGGCGGACAACACCGGGCGUUAAGGACCAGUGGACGGCCGGCUUCUAUCCGGGAGUUCUUUGGCAACUAUACGACUACACGAAGAAUGAGGAGUGGAAACGGUUGGCCAUUAAGGCUACUGACGGCCUAUACGAGGAUCAAUUCAAGACCGACUCUCACGACAUCGGGUUUAUGAUAAUGUGCUCGUAUGGCAAGGGAUACGAGUUCACCGCCAAUGAGACCUAUCCUAAAGUGAUUGUCACCGCCGCUCACAGUCUGGCCAAACGGUUUAGCCCUAUCGUUGGUUGCACGCGGUCGUGGGGCGCCGACUAUGUACACCAUCUGCCCCUAAAGGGCCAAUUCCUGGUCAUUGUGGACAAUAUGAUGAAUCUGGAGCUAUUGUUGGAGGGCUGGCGACUGUCCAACAACCAAACCCUCUACGAUAUGGCCGUCUCUCACGCCAACCGUACGCUCAAAGAGCACGUCCGACACUCCGACUAUAGCAGCUAUCAUAUCGUGGCCUUCAACGAGACUACCGGUGCUGUGAUCCGUCGCUAUCAGGGCCAGGGCUAUAACGACUCGAGCACGUGGUCCCGCGGCCAGGCGUGGCUCGUGACCGGCUUUACCAUGGUCUAUCGGUACACAAAAUCCCAACACUUUCUGGACGCCGCCCAACGAUUGGCCAACUAUUACAUCGAUCACUUGCCCGCCGACGGUAUCGCCCCCUGGGAUUUCAAUGUACCUCACGAUAAGCACCCGUAUAUACCGCGAGACUCGUCCUCCGGAGCGAUAGCCGCCUCGGGUUUGUUUGAACUCUACGGCUAUACCAAGAAUGACAGGUAUCUGAAGACAGCGAAAUUGAUUGUGGAGUCAUUGGCCAGCAGUAGAUACCGGGCCGAUGGGAACCCGGCGUACAAAUUACCCGCACUUAUAGUGAACGGCACGAUAUCGGGUCCCAACGCCCAGAAGGGGAAGUCCGAUGUGGCCCUCACUUAUGGCGACUAUUACUUCAUGAAUGCACUCAAAUAUUUUGCUUAA
Medioppia subpectinata is the source of this 1325-nucleotide messenger RNA. Lineage: Eukaryota; Metazoa; Arthropoda; Arachnida; Sarcoptiformes; Oppiidae. The record is from the annotation of a GenBank genome assembly.